CAGCCGUAGUGCAUGCCAGUGAGCAAGGAUGCUGUCUUGAUCGCCUUGGCCACUGCAGGUCUGAUCUCCAUCUCAGUCCAGGUUCUGCAGAGAUGGAGGAGGGGUGAAGAACUCUUUACCUCCUGGGCAGUCCCAGAUGGCCGCUGGCGAAAGAUUGCUGAUGGGAUCGAGGGCCUCAUUGGAGAUACACCUCUUGUCAGGAUCCGCAGCCUGUCAGAGCAGACCGGAUGCGAGAUUCUGGCAAAGGCAGAGAUGCUGAAUGUGGGAGGGAGCGUCAAGGACAGAGUGGCGCUCGAGAUGGUGCAGGAGGCAACGGCAGACGGCCGCCUCAAGCCGGGGGGUCUCAUCACAGAGGGGACAGCAGGCAGCACAGGGGUGAGCCUUGCCAUGGUGGCAGCCUCGGCCAACUGCCGCUGCCGCAUCGCGAUGCCGGACGAUGCGGCCGAGGAGAAGUCCGCGCUCCUGCAGGCGCUCGGCGCAGAUGUGCGGCGCGUGCGGCCGGUCUCCAUCACGCACCCGGGCCACUUUGUCAACGUCGCCCGCCGGGAGGCAGCGGCAGAGCCCGGCAGCGCGCUCUUCGCAAAUCAGUUUGAGAACCUGGCGAACUUCCGGGCGCACCUGCGCACCGGGGCCGAGAUCUGGCGCCAGACGCACGGCCACCUGCAUGCCUUUGUGUCCGGCGCCGGCACCGGGGGGACGAUUGCCGGCGUCUCCAGCUACCUCAAAUCCCGGGACCCCCGCAUUCAGGUAAUGCUGGUGGAUCCUCCUGGGUCAAGCCUGUUCAACAAGGUGAAGCGCGGGGUGCUGUACGCGCGUGAGGAGGCCGAGGGGAAGCGGCUGCGCAACCCCUUUGACACCAUCACCGAGGGCAUCGGCAUCAACCGCAUCACCGCCAACUUCUCCCUCGCGCAGGUUGAUGAUGCGUUCAAGGGGAGUGACAGGGAAGCGGUGGAGAUGGGGGCUUACCUACUGCGCAACGACGGCCUGUUUGUGGGCAGCAGUGCGGCCAUGAAUUGCGUCGGGGCCGUCAAGGCGGCGCGCGUGCUCGGGCCGGGGCACACCAUCGUGACGGUGCUGUGCGACGGUGGGCAGCGCCACCUCAGCAAGUUCCAUAACCCUGACUACCUGCGCCAGCAUGGCCUCGCGCCCGAGUGCACCGGCCCCGACCUGAGCUUUGUGGAGUGACCUCUAGAUAUCCCAGAUCUGUGGGUUUCCGGGCGCUGCCAAGGUCUUUGAGUGUUUCUUGAGACUCUGGUCGCUGUGCGGCAUGCCUGUGGUGCCACACUCUUGAUCAUGAAUGGGCCGGAACAAAUGGGCUUGCAUGGACUCUUCCUACCUUGGAAGCCUACUGAGUAGCUGCAGGUAGCUGCUGGCUGCCGAGCUUGCUUGGGACAAAUACAAGCACUGCCUCAAGCAUUGGCGUGAUCAUAGAGAUGUAAGAAUGUGAAGUGCUGCUUCAAGCCAGUGUGCAGACAGAGCCAUUGUCUGCUCAAAACCUGUAUCCUGAUGGUCAUUCAUCAGUCAUGCCACGUGUUCCGAGAGUUGUUCCGGGCAUUCAUGCGUUUAGUGCUGGAUGAAGCGAUCUCAACGCACUGGAUUUGUUUUGAUACAAUCCUCUGAAAAGAUUUUACUGGAUC
Messenger RNA from Coccomyxa subellipsoidea C-169, 1637 nucleotides. Its product is annotated as cysteine synthase. The coding region runs from base 13 to 1185 and encodes 390 amino acids. The transcript has 7 exons. Lineage: Eukaryota; Viridiplantae; Chlorophyta; Trebouxiophyceae; Coccomyxaceae. The record is from RefSeq and is a predicted model, not a curated record. Gene Ontology annotation, cellular component: cytoplasm. Gene Ontology annotation, molecular function: cysteine synthase activity.